Dovyalis caffra is the source of this 801-nucleotide messenger RNA. The record is from the annotation of a GenBank genome assembly. Lineage: Eukaryota; Viridiplantae; Streptophyta; Magnoliopsida; Malpighiales; Salicaceae.
AUGACUCCUAUGCACUUGGGUGCAUAUCUAGAUUACCCAUCUGCGGUGAAACCAUUACUUAAUCACGAUCAAUCAGUCGCUUAUUUCAGAAAUAGAGAUGGAAUGACUGCCCUCUACAUUGCUGCCAGCGUAGGUGCUAUAUCUUCAAUAAAAAAGUUAAUGGGGUUUUGUCCAGAUUGUGCAAAGCGGUUGAUAAUAGAGGCAGGAAUGCGCUUCACGUCGCAGCCCAAAGUGGGCAAGGCAGAGUGUGAACUUAUAAACGAAGGAAACACGCCUCUCAAUGUGCUUGCUACUUCCAGCAAAUAUAUACUUGCCUUGAUCAAUCGCCGUGAAGUGGACAAGUGGUCUUUGAAUGACAAUGAUUUAACUCCACUAGAAAUGGUACCAAACUCAACUUUAAACUCAACCUGUGCCGAGGCUGACAUUCAUCGCUCUUUAAACGACAAAAUGCAUUUACCUGACAAUAGCCAGAAUCUGCCAUAUACAACUAAGGAAAAUCCCAACGGAGAAGAAAAGACUAAUGGUGAGGGUGCCUCUAUUUUGCAAAGGAUAAGGGAAAUACAUUUGACACUCAUAGCAACUGUAACUUUUGCUGCUGAUUUUACUUUAUCUGAUGGCCAUAAUAGUGAAGGAAAAGACAAAAGGAAUGACAGUUCUAACCGAAAAAAGCUGCUUUUAGAGAAUUUGUUGCUUCAGAAAACCAUAGCAAUGAUACUAGCUAUUUCUGCAGUAUUUCUUCACUUUAUUUCAGCUAUGCAUAAUGAAGUGGAGAUUCAUGAUUUUCUUGAUUCAUCCAAAUAA